UCAACUCAGGGGCACAUCAUGGUAAUGGCCAGCAGUCCUGUUACAUGGAGUUUUCAGUGUCAGGAUGUGGUCAUUCUAUCCACCACUGAGGCAGAAUAUAUCACAGCAAUGCAUGCAGGGCAAACUGCAAUGUGGAUCAAUUCAUGGGUGAUGUCUAUCUUUGUAUUUCUCUUCCAAUCAACCUCAGGAUGGAUAGUGCAGGUGACAAAAGCCUGGCAAAAUGCUCCAUCAACUUCACCCAGGUCUGGCACCUCAAUGUUCAAUACCACUGGCUUCAUGAAGCUGUUCACUGGAAGCAGAUCCAGAUCAAUCAUAUUCUCAGCACCAAAAACCCUGCUGAUAUUUUCACCAAGGCCCUUCCUCAGCCAGCUCUUCUCAAGCACCUCAAGUUUCUUGGCCUCACAGUC
Molecule: messenger RNA, 407 nt
Organism: Laetiporus sulphureus 93-53
Lineage: Eukaryota; Fungi; Basidiomycota; Agaricomycetes; Polyporales; Laetiporaceae
Exons: 1
Source: RefSeq, a predicted model, not a curated record